Messenger RNA from Gigantopelta aegis, 1317 nucleotides. RefSeq names its product alpha-1,6-mannosyl-glycoprotein 2-beta-N-acetylglucosaminyltransferase-like. Gene Ontology annotation, molecular function: alpha-1,6-mannosylglycoprotein 2-beta-N-acetylglucosaminyltransferase activity. Lineage: Eukaryota; Metazoa; Mollusca; Gastropoda; Neomphalida; Peltospiridae. The coding region runs from base 1 to 1317 and encodes 438 amino acids. Gene Ontology annotation, biological process: oligosaccharide biosynthetic process; protein N-linked glycosylation. The transcript is spliced from 2 exons. The record is from RefSeq and is a predicted model, not a curated record. Gene Ontology annotation, cellular component: Golgi membrane; Golgi stack.
AUGACUCGUUAUAGUGGAAACUCACAGGCUGAUGACUAUCUACCCGCUAAACCAGAAUCCUCUGGAUCUGAUGCGGUAAAACUUGAUUCUCAGGAAUCGAUAACACAUCGCAAUGCAAGUCUUUUUAUGCCAGAUUGGAAAGACGUGGAGACGUUUCGCCGGGAUGUACAGUUUCUCAACCAAGAAGGUUUCAUCCACAAUGCACAAACCUUCAAGCCGAAGCUGACGUCUGAAAGUAUUGUUAUUCUCGUUCAGGUCCACAAUCGCCCGGAUCAGCUACAGAUACUGAUUGACUCCUUUCACAAAAUGAGAUACAUCAACGAAACGUUAGUAAUAUUCAGCCAUGAUUUCUACUCCCAGGACCUUUUCGAUGUCAUAGCCAAGAUCGAUUUCUGUCCCUAUAUGCAGAUAUUUUACCCGUAUGCUAUUCAGGUAUAUAACAGUCAAUUUCCGGGUACUGACCCUAACGACUGUCCGCGAAAUUUGCAAAAGGACGAGUCUCGUAAACGGAAGUGUAACAACGCUGAGUAUCAAGAUUUUUACGGACAAUACCGAGGAGCCCCGUACACGCAGAUCAAACACCACUUUUUGUGGAAGCUUCAGUUCAUUUUCGAGAACUGUUCCUUGUUUAGAACUUUCGAAGGACUAAUAUUUCGAAUAGAAGAAGAUUACUAUUUGGCAGAGGAUACGAUAGACUACAUGAGAAAGCUGGACCGACAGGCUAGAAUUCAGUGUCCAGAGUUUAAAAUGUAUAUCAUGGGUGAGUACUCGGGCUAUUCACACGAAGAAUACAAGUCAAGCGCCACGAGGAAAGAUCGUUGGUAUAUAGGAAUCGGGACAGGAAUGGCUUUCAGGAAAUACAUCUGGAAACUCUUUAAAGAAUGUGCGAAAUCAUUUUGCCUGUUCGAUGACUACAACUGGGAUUGGUCGCUAAUGCACGUGGCAGCAACGUGCAUCCGUGGUGGUUUCAAAAUCUUAAAACCAAAAGGCAGUAGAGCACGCUUCAAGUCGGAAUUUCGAGUAGAGUCAUCGCACAGCGGUUUGGAUGCCACCAUACAACAAUCACUAGACUCCAUAGGAGAUACCAGCAGACAGGAACCACCAGGGACCGUCCACGUCCAGGCCAACGACGUGUUUCGACACCACAACAAGAUCGCCAUAUUGUUCGCCUCCAUAUUCGUGAUCAAACGCUGCCAGCUGCCAGGACUGCACCAACUUUUCAAGGUCGACGAGGGGUUAUCAGCGCAGAUACUGUGCGUGGCCGUCUUCGCUCUGCUGGGCUGCGUGCUCAAUGACCAUAUGGUGGACCUAUCCUGA